GGACAUGACAACCAUAGUAAAUUUUUCUCUGUCUGUAACUAGCCAAAAAAAUAAAUAUUUUGAUUUUCUUGCAACAAAAUGAAAGGGAAGUUAUUUGAAAAGCUGUAAAAUAUUAAAACAACGGAUUACAAUUUAUGCGGGAGAUUAUUUAAGUUAAAUUAAUUUUUUUAUUGAGGAAGAUAUGUGAGAGAAUAAUUACCUGAAAAUGGCUAAAAUUUUAUCUCAAAUGAGAUAUUUGACUCCUUAUGAUAUCCACAAGAUGUUAAUAAAUGACUACAUACUAAAGAGACCUGGAGAUACAUCACUUUUAAAAAGGGAUAGCUCAAAAGAUAAAAACGAUUACCAUGUUAUAGCUGAAAAUCACAAAUUUUUAUGGGAAGAAGACGACCCCACAGACACUUGGGAACAGCAGUUUGCCAAACGAUAUUACAACAAACUAUUUAAGGAGUACUGUAUUGGGGACCUCAGUAGAUACAAAGAAAAUAAGGUAAAAUAUUGAAUAUGUAGUGUAAUAUAUGUUUACUAACUAAUGAGAGUUUGCAAGAUUGCCUUGAGAUGGAGGAUAGAAAAAGAAGUCAUUUCAGGCAAAGGCCAGUUCAUAUGUGGAAACAAGAAAUGCAUUGAGGAAGCGGAUUUGAGAACUUGGGAAGUAAAUUUUGGAUAUAUGGAACAUGGGGAAAAGAAGAAUGCUUUAGUAAAAAUAAGACUGUGUGUUGAUUGUUCCAAAAAAUUAAACUAUCAUAGCAAAAAGAAGGAAGUAAAAAGGUUAAACAGGAAAAAGUAUUUACCUAAAAUAAACAAAUUGCAGGAUGCAAGUACUUCCAGUGGUACUGUAGAAAUUAUCGAGCCAAUAGAAGGUACUGAUAUUGAAACAGUAGUAGAUUCUACAGCUGCUGAUGAGUCCCCUUGGGAAAAUCACAAGCCUGUAGAACAAAAAUCAAGAGAAGAAGAAAUGGAAGAAUAUUUGCAAGAUUUACUUUUAUAAUACACAUUAGUUAAAAAUAAAAUAAUAAUAUGGGC
Molecule: messenger RNA, 1020 nt
Organism: Diabrotica balteata
Lineage: Eukaryota; Metazoa; Arthropoda; Insecta; Coleoptera; Chrysomelidae
Source: the annotation of a GenBank genome assembly